AUGGAGGUGGUAGGAGGGGGAAUGGCUCAUCACUCUGAGGAUCAAGUGGAAGUGGUGCCUCUGGCCAAGUGGUUCAUCUGUGUUUUGCGUUUCACGGACACGUUUGAUAUUGCUGGGUUUAAGGCAAAGCCGUCGCUUGCCCUGCUGGAUGUUUGUAGGAAGAGAGAUCUGCAUGAGGUGGCAACAUGUUACGGGAUCAGUGUCUCCGCUGGUCUACGCAAAGCGGAGCUGACGGCCGCUCUGGUGUCUGGGUUGUUGGAGAAGAGGGUGGUUGUAAUGCAAGAACCCCCGAGCACACCCGGUCCGGCUGGACCAAGUGCAGCACCUCAUGUUCCAAGCCAGGUCGUAGAACCGUCAGUGUCUACACCUGUGGGCCAGGGGCUACCCGAGGGCGGGCCAAUGACGCUGCCCCGUUUUGAGCCGCUCUCCACCCAUUCAACAGAGGGUUCUAAGCAGGAUGCUAGGCUCAAAGUCUGUCUGGCUCGUCUCCAGCUGGAAAAGGAGGAGCGUGAGAGAGAGUUCCAGCUGAAAAGGGAGUUAGAGCUUAGGCGUUUGGACACGGAACUGGCUAGGGCUAGGGAGGUUGAGCUGAAGAAGGUGGAGGUGGAAACUAAGGUCAAGCUGCGACAGCUGGAACUCCAGCAGGCCUCCUCCCCUCCUGUGGCGGCUUUGCUGUCACAGACAGAGGUACAGUUUGAUGUAGGAAGGAAUAGUCGUCUGGUCCCUGUAUUUCGUGACACUGAGGUGGAGACUUCUUCUGAAUCAUUUGAGCGGAUAGCGACAGCCUUGCAUUGGCCGCGGGAUGCAUGGGCCAUCCUGCUGCAGUGCAAGCUGGUGGGCAAGGCACAGGAAGUUUGUUCCUCGUUGUCCGCUGAGUGCAGUUUGGAUUACGACAAACUGAAAAGUGCUAUCCUGUUAGCCUACGAACUAGUCCCUGAGGCUUAUAGGCAGCGAUUUCGGGGGUUGAAAAGGGUGCAGGGUCAAUCCUUCCUGGAUUUUGCGAGGGAAAAGAGUGUCCUCUUUGACCGGUGGUGUGUGUCCAGCAAAGCUACUGACCUGGCGUCAAUGCGUGAAUUAAUGCUGGUGGAGGAAUUUAAGAACUGCAUCUGCAUCACAUUGUGUACGACACAAACAUUCAAACCUGCACCUCUGGCUAACCAGCAUACCUGUCACCAUGACCUAGCGAAGAAGCGUCUGAAAAGUGUUUCGGAAAGGCCUUCUAGCUAUUCGCUGGGUUCUCCAUAUCUGUCAUAUGGCUCCAGCUCUCCUGCUCUGUCCAACCGACAGCGCUUCCCUACUUUCUUCCGUACUCAUCCAUCUGCUACACUGCACAACCCCACUCGGGUACAGCUCUUCCAGAAGUGGAAAUGGACCAAGAUUGCCACUAUCCAGCAAACAACAGAAGUAUUUACCUCAACUCUGGAUGAUCUGGAGGAGAGGGUGAAGGAGGCAGGGAUUGAAAUCAGUGUUCGUCAGAGCUUCCUAACCGACCCAGCUGUGGCUGUCAAAAAUCUCAAGCGUCAAGAUGCCAGAAUUAUUGUCGGCCUGUUCUAUGAGACAGAGGCAAGGAAAGUCUUCUGUGAGGUUUACAAGGAGAAGUUAUAUGGGAAAAAGUAUGUUUGGUUCCUCAUUGGCUGGUAUGCAGACAACUGGUUUAAGAUCAAAGACCCAUCCAUCAACUGUACUGUGGAGCAGAUGACAGAGGCUGUGGAGGGUCAUGUAACUACUGAAAUUGUCAUGCUUAACCCAGAAACAGUACGAGGAGCUUCUAACCUGACCUCUCAAGAGUUUCUUGCUCAGCUCAUGUCCAAACUUGGGGGUAAAAAUCCAGAAGAAACAGGUGGUUUCCAAGAGGCUCCGCUGGCGUAUGACGCUGUGUGGGCUCUAGCGCUGGCCCUCAACAAAACCGUUGGGCCCCUUAGGGCCAAGGGUCAUCGUCUUGAAGAUUUCAACUAUAACAACCGAGAUAUCACUGCUGAGAUCUACCGAGCAAUGAACACCAGCUCUUUUGAAGGAGUGUCUGGUCAUGUUGUAUUUGAUGCUCAAGGAUCUCGAAUGGCCUGGACUUUAAUUGAACAGCUUCAAGUCUUGGUAGCCAGGGAUUGGUCCACCAGGACCUCCACAUUGUACCCGACCCCUACGGUGCCUCCUGCAGGUGGUGGGCCUGCAGGAAGAUGGGUCCAUGUCCCUUUUUCAGAUUGUGACCAGCCAGGCCCCAUGGACUAA
Messenger RNA from Pundamilia nyererei, 2226 nucleotides. The record is from RefSeq and is a predicted model, not a curated record. Lineage: Eukaryota; Metazoa; Chordata; Actinopteri; Cichliformes; Cichlidae.